GUGUUUCGCACAAGGGUAAAAAUGCUGUCAAUAUCUCUCAAAAUAUGUUAAUUUCGAUACAAGUGAGAAGAAGUCUUUACGAAACGAUUAGUCUAGCCGAGUUUAUCGAGGGCAUCAGCUUGCUGGAGUUUGUUCAGUUAAUUGCUUGUGUUAAGCCUAAUUACGAAUUUGGGUGGAGCGGACAGCAGAGGUAGGGGGGCGUGCUUUGCUUUGUGUAUGAACGGUGAAUAGGCUACUUACCUUGCCAACUUCACGACAAAGUCUGAAGUUACAUCAAGAGACAGUCACUUUUGUAGCCCGUGAGCUCACGAACUGGGAUAGCAUACGAAAACAGUGCUUUCAAGUGAUUUAUGGAAACACGCACAGGCUGCCUCUCAGCAUAGCAAAGCCAUGUUGACCACCGAGGGGGUGCCACACACAGCGGACCACAUCGUUGACGAGAAGAAGAUGGACGUCCAGGACGCCGACAUGACCUCAUGGACGGAGGCCGAGUUCGAGGAGAAGUGCACCUACAUCGUGAAGGACCACACCUGGGAAGGGGGCCCCGAGUCUCACCCGGCGGACCUCAGCCGCUCCGAGGCCUCGCUGCCCCGCAACCUGGCCUUCAAGCACCCAGCAAACUCCAAAGAGGUGACUGGUGUCGUCAGCAGAGAAUACAUCCCCAAGGGAACUCGCUUUGGCCCUCUAGUGGGCGAGGCCUACACUGCAGAGAGCGUCCCCAAAGACGCCAACAGGAAGUACUUCUGGAGGAUUUACUCGGACGGCAAGUUCCAUCACUUCGUGGACGGGCUGAACGAGGAGAAGAGCAACUGGAUGCGCUUCGUGAACCCGGCCCACUCGGAACAGGAGCAGAACCUUGCCGCCUGCCAGAAUGGCAUGAGCAUCUACUUCUACACGGUGAAGCCCAUCCCCGCCGACCAGGAGCUGCUGGUGUGGUACUGCCCAGAGUUCGCCCGCCGCCUCCACUACCCACCCUCGGGGGAGAUUAUGAUGCAGAAACUCAAGCAGAGUCUGAUGGAGGCGAAACAGCAGGUGACGGAGGAGGUGGUGAAGCCCGUGAAGAGGGAGCACAGCGUCUCCGAGAUCCUCAAGGACACCAAGCGGGACCCGGGCCGGCCCCUGGCCACGCGUCCGCACUGCCCCGACAGCCCCGAACGGCCCCUCUACCCCCGGGCCAUCUACCCCAUCCGCCCACACCCCCAGCCGCUCUCGCACCUGCACCUGGGCGAGGAGCUCCUGAAGGCCAGCCCGGCGUUUGGCUACUCGGCCCGCUCGCCCGGCCAGUCCUCGGCCACGCCCAGCCCCAACGCCCGCAGCAGCCCCGAGAGCAGCCCCACCCACAGCCGCAGCCCCGCCGGCGUGUCCCCCCCCAGACCCGCUGCCGUCCCGCAGGAGCCCCGCGACGGCUUCUCCGCCGCCUUCCACCCAGGCCUCUACAGCCGCAGGCUGGGCCCCUUCCCCGGUUACUCGCCUCCCGGGGGGCUCCCCUCGCCCUUCUACCCGAGUCCGCAGUACCCACGCUACCUCCUGCCAUCAUAUGGGCCGCCCUCAGUGGGUAGCAUGUUCCACCGCAUGUACCCGCUCUACGGCAACAUGAUGCCCCCACAUUUGCCCCUUCCGCCGGGCAUGCACCCGUCCGAGGCCGGUCGCCGCUUCCUACCCCCCCCAGCCACCGAUGCCCACCGGGACUUCCUCAUGCCGGCCCUGAGCAGUGCCUUCUCGGCGGCCACCUCCCUGAAGGACAAGCCCUCCGUGCACCCCCGCGCUCCGCCCAGCGGCUCGCCCACGGCUGGCUCAGGGGCGUCCGGAGACCGGCUGCCCACCAAGCCUACCUCGGCCCUGCUGGGUCCCUCCGUCCGGCCCGAGGAGGAAGCCAUCAACCUGAGCAAGAUGAAGCGGCACAGCUCCACGGGUUACAAGACGCUGCCCUACCCGCUGAAGAAGCAGAACGGCAAGAUCAAGUACGAGUGCAACAUCUGCAGCAAGACCUUCGGCCAGCUGUCCAACCUCAAGGUGCACCUGCGUGUCCACAGUGGCGAGCGGCCCUUCAAGUGUUCGACCUGCAGCAAGGGUUUCACCCAGUUGGCCCACCUGCAGAAGCACUUCCUUGUCCACACGGGCGAGAAGCCCCACGAGUGCCAGGUGUGCCACAAGCGUUUCAGCAGCACCAGCAACCUGAAGACGCACCUGCGGCUCCACUCGGGCGAGAAGCCCUACCAGUGCAAGAUGUGCCCGCAGAAGUUCACACAGUUCGUGCACCUGAAGCUCCACAAGCGGCUGCACACGCGCGAGCGGCCCCACAAGUGCCCGCACUGCCACCGCAGCUACAUCCACCUGUGCAGCCUGCGGCUCCACGCCAAGGGCUACUGCCUGGCGCCCGGCGGGCCCCCGCCGGCCCCCGGGUGCACGCUGGACGAGCUGGCGCGCAUCAACGAGGAGAUUGAGCGCUUCGACAUCACCGACCACGCCGACAAGCUGGACGAGAUAGACGGCAUGGACAGCGAGGUGGAGAAGCAGAUCCUGGGCAUGCUGUGGCGGGAGCUGGACCUGAAGGUGUCAUCCUUCCACAAGGGCAGCAGCAGCGGCGACAUACUGACCUUGCCUCCCCUGCACACGUCCUCGGGCUUUGACCUGUUCCAGCCCAGCGGCGAGGUGUCCGUCAUCAAACUCCGCCUCGGCAGCCCGCGACCCCUGCUCCCCGUCAAGGUUAAGCAGGAGACUGUGGAAGCCAUGGAAUCCUAAAUCAACCUGUAUUCACCACCACCACCACUACUUAAAAUAAGCCGCAGAUUAACCACUCAGAGACCUUCAUACAGACACAUGCAAGCACACCCAUCCAACCCCAAGCCUGGCUCACUGACUUACACCCAGGCGCUUCGGGAGAAGGUGGCAGCAAUAAAUAAGUUGUAAAUUAUUUUUCUUUUUGUUUUUGGUUGACGGUAACCAAGGCUCCGGUUCUGUCUUCAGGGACUUCAGUACUCAGGGCUCAAAGACACUGUCCUACGACUGCGUGCGGUCUUGCCCAGUGUGUCCUACACUUACGACAAAGACAAUCAUCUAUCCUUAAUUUCAUAUGACUAUUUUAAUAUCAUUGUUGUCAACGUUGUUGUUGUUGUUGUUGUUGUGGAUGUUGUUAUUAAUAUUAUUGUCUUGUUAUUUUGGUUCAUUGUAGUAUGUAACCACCUUAAUUUAUUAUGCAAUUUGUUGUCCUUUGAAAGCAAUACUUGGAAAAUAAUGUUUACAAUGACUGGGUAAAUUCAUUGUAAUUGACUAUUUACUUAUUUUUCUACGUGACCAUUCUUCUUUUGUAGAUAUUUUUCUUUUUCUCUGCCGGUCUUGGCCCUGUGUUAUGGGCCUAUGGCAGAGAUGGGGAGCAUCCUUUACAAAGGGUGUGUCUUUUGAAAACAGGUUUUAAAAAGGGGAAAAGGACUGCUCUUCAGUCGAAGGUCUUUUAUGGUUUUUUUUCUUUCUGUCAGGCCAAAGGUGAUUUGAAAUGUUGUUUCCCCGACCUCAAAAAUCAAAAGGAAAAGCGUCUGCAAUGCAUGCUCUUAGAGGAUUUUUGUUGUUGUUAAUGAGCUCUACUUACUCUAUAUGAGGCAUUGUUUUGUAUAUAUAUUUUUUAAACAACCGUUACCUCAGUGUGUGUGCGUAUGUGUGCGCAUGCGUGUGUGCGUGCGUGCGCGCGUGCGUGUGUGUGUGAGUGUGUGUGUGAGUGUGUGUGAGUGUGUGUGAAUGUCCAGAAGGAAGUUGAAGCAGGAAGCACAUAUGAUAUUUAUUGCUCUGCUACUUGAAGAUGAAAACCAAAAUGUUCUGGAGUGCAGCUCUCCAUUGCGGCCCAAAGAGCAGGAGUUCGUUCACAUGUAGCACGUUGGCUGGCUGUGGCAGAGCAGACAUCUCCAAAUCAGCCCCAACCACAACCAAAAAAAAAAAAAAAAAAAAAAAAAGAGGCAAAAACAAAACAGUAAGACGUCCAAUGGGGCUAGUUACCAAAGUUCACUGUCAUUCUUUGUUUGACACCAAAAAGAGGACUAAAUUAUUGAAAAAGCAAAACCCGAGAAAAUAAUGUGUGUAUAUUAUGAAGUGUUAGCUCUUUAGCUAUGUGUUAUUUUUGUUUUAUGUUUCCUUUGCCUAACCCCCCCCCCCCCUUUGCCCACGUGGAUGGCAGACUGAAUCACCUCAGCCUUCGAAUGCACUGGUUUUUCCUCCUCUGUCUUGUGCCCCGUACUCUUUACCACAUAUUACGAGUCAGUGGUCAAUCUGGGUCUUUUUAGACGACACUGUCUCUAAGGCUACACUGUGUGCCGUAAAGCAGUAGCAUCUCAACUCGUUUUUCUUCCCCAUUCUUUUCUUCCUCCUGAAGUAUGACCAAAGUUUUCCCUCAUCUUCAGCUUUAAACUAUAGAAGAAACAACGGUCUCUAUGUUUACAUAGUUAUUUAAGUGCAACAUGUCCAUGUAAAUUAUAUAAAUGUUCACUGUUCUAAUCAA
Clupea harengus (Atlantic herring) is the source of this 4486-nucleotide messenger RNA. It is a transcript of the gene prdm1a, whose product is annotated as PR domain containing 1a, with ZNF domain. The record is from RefSeq and is a predicted model, not a curated record. Gene Ontology annotation, cellular component: cytoplasm; nucleus. Gene Ontology annotation, biological process: regulation of transcription by RNA polymerase II; cell fate commitment. NCBI's taxonomy places the organism in Eukaryota, Metazoa, Chordata, Actinopteri, Clupeiformes, Clupeidae. Gene Ontology annotation, molecular function: RNA polymerase II cis-regulatory region sequence-specific DNA binding; protein binding; DNA-binding transcription repressor activity, RNA polymerase II-specific.